This is a messenger RNA of Drosophila pseudoobscura, 5574 nucleotides long. Its product is annotated as titin-like. The record is from RefSeq and is a predicted model, not a curated record. Lineage: Eukaryota; Metazoa; Arthropoda; Insecta; Diptera; Drosophilidae. The transcript has a single exon. Bases 1 to 5574 code for a protein of 1857 amino acids.
AUGACUGUGACAAACGAGGAGCUUAACAAGGACAAUGCCAAUGUUUCGGAGACUCCCGGCAAAGCUGUUAAUCAGAGAGUCAGCCGCAGCUCCUUUGAAGCUUUACCGCGGAUUGAUGACAGGCAGACAUUUAGGUUUGUCCAACGUAAAGUGACGAUCAUGUCGUCGCAAAGUCCCUUCACGGUUUCAAAAAAGAAACUGAAGCCUUGGAAGAGGAAGGUGAGUUCGCGGACUUUUAUAGCUCUAGCAUUGAAGUCACUGACUAGACGUCGAGAUCUAAGCACAGUUCUGCUGCUUAUAUGUCCCUCGUCGAAGUGCGAUUGCCAUAGGAUCCACAUAUACAGCUCUAGAAGCCGUAAACAUUUGGGCUCGGCGAAGCUGACCAUCGAAGAGGCGGAUUUGCUCGAAAGCCAUCGCAGUCUGGACAACUAUUCGGUGGCCUACUGCUCACUGCCCCUCACCCUGCAGGACGCAGCUAGCAAUAGCCUGAUCAAGAAGCAGAUCUUCGAUUUAGCCCAGGAUCCGUCGCAGAUUCCGCGGCAUUUACUGCACCAGGGCAAACCGCUAUGCAUUUCCACAAGUUUCUUCCUAAACGAUAAGGGUGACAACCAAUAUAAAAUGGGGGACUUCAAGGAUCAAUUAAACUCUAUUAACAGCCAAACGUUGGAAAAAAGGUUCCUGUUUUUGAGGUCUCAGGAUAAAAAGGAGCAGAAGAAGGCUAUGCAGUCGAGACUCAUCAUAAAGGAGAGAAAAUCCCAACUCCGCCUACUCGCCCGGAAAAUUCGUCAGCGCUCAUACAGGGAGUCAGUGGCAGAACCUGUCAAAAGUCUAUCUGCAAGAAUAAAAAGCAUUCACACCAGUCCGCCUUUGACACCGGGAUUAGCGUAUAAUACCCCAACAGCUACUUCCGGAACUGACGAUGCUCAGGAGGUCAGUCAACAAACAUUACGGGAGUAUCCACGUCGUUUUACAUCUACAUCUCUCUGCAAGCCCAUAACUAAUGAGUUUCCUAAGGACAUAAAAGAAGAUGGGCGUUCGUCACAGAAGAGGAUUCGAAAAACCAUGCCCGAGUCUCCGCGUCGAAUUCCAUCCAUCCGAAACUAUUCUAUGCGCCAAACCAAACACAAAAAGAAACGAAAAGAGCAUCAUCGCAAGCCACAGGAGCAGAACCAACGAGAGCUAGUCUUCUCUACGACUCGCAAUGACGUUCUGCACAAGCGAGUAGCUGAAGAAGAUGACGCAAAUAAACAAGACGAGGACUGGGGCAACAUACAGGGGGAGAGUCAUCAAGCAUGGCCCCAGCUUAAAAAUUAUGAAGCCCAGAGGAAUCCAGACGAAAACAGCAGCUUAAAAGAGGAGCAGAUUCCGCAACUUUUUCCCGAGUCUCCGAGUCGACUUCCACCUACAAGCAACAGUGCUUCGGCUGAAGACAAAACAGAUGAGCUCCAAAAGAAACGAAAAGAGCAUCAUUGCAAGCCACAGGAGCAGAACCAACGGGAGCUAGUCUUCUAUCCAACUCGCAAUUCCGUUCUGCACAAGCGAGUAGCUGAAGAAGAUGAUCUAAACAAACAAGACGAGGACUGGGGCAACGUACAGGAGGAGAGUCAUCAAUCUUGGCCCCAGCUUAAAAAUGAUGAAGCCCAGAGGAAUCCAGACGAAAACAGCAGCUUAAAAGAGGAGCAGAUUCCGCAACUUUUUCCCGAGUCUCCGCGUCGACUUCCACCUACACGCAACAGUGUUUCGGCUGAAGACAAAACAGAUGAGCUCCAAAAGAAACGAAAAGAGCACCAUCGCAAGCCACAGGAGCAGGAGCAGAACCAACGAGAGCUAGUCUUCUCUCCGAUUCGCAAUUCCCUUCUGCACAAGCGAGUAGCUGAAGAAGAUGACGCAAACAAACAAGACGAGGACUGGGGCAACGUACAGGGGGAGAGUCAUGAAGCAUGGCCCCAGCUUAAAAAUGAUGAAGCCCAGAGGAAUCCAGAAGAAAACAGCAGCUUAAAAGAGGAGCAGAUUCCGCAACUUUUGUCCGAAUCUCCGCGUCGACUUCCACCUACACGCAACAGUGCUUCGGCUGAAGACAAAACAGAUGAGCUCCAAAAGAAACGAAAAGAGCACCAUCGCAAGCCACAGGAGCAGAACCAACGAGAGCUAGUCUUCUCCACGACUCGCAAUGACGUUCUGCACAAGCGAGUAGCUGAAGAAGAUGACCCAAACAAACAAGACGAGGACUGGGGCAACGUACAGCAGGAGAGUCAUCAAGCUUGGCCCCAGCUUAAAAAUAAUGAAGCCCAGAUUAAUCCAGAAGAAAACAGCAGCUUAAAAGAGGAGCAGAUUCUGCAACUUUUGCCCGAGUCUCCGCGUCGACUUCCACCUACACGCAACAGUGUUUCGGCUGAAGACAAAACAGAUGAGCUCCAAAAGAAACGAAAAGAGCACCAUCGCAAGCCACAGGAGCAGAACCAACGAGAACAAGUCUUCUCUACGACCCGCAAUGACGUCCUGCACAAGCGAGUAGCUGAAGAUGACCCAAACAAACAAGACGAGGACUGGGGCAACGUACAGGAGGAGAGUCAUCAAGCUUGGCCCCGGGUUAAAAAUGAUGAAACCAAGAGGAAUCCAGAAGAAAACAGCAGCUUAAAAAAGAAGCGGAUUCCACAACCGUUGCCCAAGUCUCCGCGUAGACUUCCACAUAUACGCAACACUGCUUUGGCUCAAGGCAAAACAGAUGAACUCAGAAAGAAACGAGAAGAAGAUAGGCGCAAGCAACAGGAACGGAACCAACGUGUUCUAGCCUUCUCUCCCACUCGCAAUUUUGAUCUACGCAAGCGAGUAGCUGAAGAAGCUGCCCCAAACAAACAAGAGAAGAGUCUGCCGACUAUGCUCGAAUUUCCGCGUCGUCUACCAUUUAUGCGUAGCACUGCUCUGCGCAAACUCAAAGCUAAAGAGGUUUCGAGGAAGAGCGCAGAGGACGACCGACCAAAACCGGAGGUGACUCAACAAACUUGGCCCGAGUCUCCGCGUCGUCUAUCAUCUGUACGUAACUCUGCCAUGCGCCAAACCGUAACAGAUGAACUUGAUGAGGAACGAGGAGAGGAAAGAUGCACACAAAAGUCUGUUCUGAGCCAACGUCAAUCCAAUGAAGUUCAGAGGAAUCCAGAAGAAGACAGCGAACUAACAGAGGAGCUUAUUCCAAAACCUUUGUCCAAGUCUCCGCGUCGACUUCCCUCUGCACGCAGCUUACCUAUGCGGCACACGAAAAUCAAAAAGAAACAAAAGGAGGACAAAAGCAAGCCAAUUCGCAAUUCGCAAUGCCCUCCGAUUCGCAAUUCUCUUCUGCACAAGCGAGUAGCUAAAGAUGAUCAAAAAAAACAAGUCGAGGAAUCGCGAUCAAAGCAAGAGAAGAGUAUACAAAUAUUGUUCGAAUCUCCGCGUCGUCUACCAUUUAUGCGGAGCACUGCUCUGCGCAAACUCAAAGCUUAUGCGGUUUCGAGGAAGAGCGCAGAGGACGACCGACCAAAACCGGAGGUGACUCAACAAACUUGGCCCGAGUCUCCGCGUCGUCUAUCAUCUGUACGUAACUCUGCCAUGCGCCAAACCGUAACAGAUGAACUUGAUGAGGAACGAGGAGAGGAAAGAUGCACACAAAAGUCUGUUCUGAGCCAACGUCAAUCCAAUGAAGUUCAGAGGAAUCCAGAAGAGGACAGCGAACUAACAGAGGAGCUUAUUCCAAAACCUUUGUCCAAGUCUCCGCGUCGACUUCCCUCUGCACGCAGCUUACCUAUGCGGCACACGAAAAUCAAAAAGAAACAAAAGGAGGACAAAAGCAAGCCAAAGGAACAGAACCAACGAGCGCUAGUCUGCCCUCCGAUUCCCAAUUCCCUUCUGCACAAGCGAGUAGCUGAAGAUGAUCCAAAAAAACAAGUCGAGGAAUUGCGAUCAAAGCAAGAGAAGAGUAUACAAGCUUUGUUCGAAUCUCCGCGUCGUCUACCAUUUAUGCGGAGCACUGCUCUGCGCAAACUCAAAGCUUAUGCGGUUUCGAGGAAGAGCGCAGAGGACGACCGACCAAAACACGAAGUGACUCAACAAACUUGGCCCGAGUCUCCGCGUCGUCUUUCAUCUAUACGUAACCCUGCUAUGCGCCAAAGCAAAACUGAUGAACUCGAAAAGAAACGAGACGAGGGCAGUUCCAAACAACAGUCUCCUCUGAGUCAAUGCAAAACUGAUGAAGCUCGCGAUGUCGACAGCCGCUCAACACAGGAGCGAAUUCCAAAUGCUUUUCCAGAGUCUCCGCGUCGUCUACCAUUUAUGCGUACCUCUGUUCUGCACAAGCCAAAAGCCAUUGAGGUUACCAAGAACAGAGCAGAAGACGGCCUACCUAGGCAGGAGGAGCGUGAACAAACUAUGCGAAUCUCCGAGUCUCCGCGACGUCUAUCAGCUAUCAAACGACAGUCUGCUGUGCGCCAGCUCCAAGCUGAUGAAUCCCAGGGAGGUCCAGAAGAAGUCAGCUGCCUUAAAAAGGAGCGGAUUCCACAACCUUUGCCCGAGUCUCCGCGUCGCCUUCCAUCUGUACGCCAAACCAAACCAAAGCGCAAGGAACUGAUCCAAAGAGCGUGUACCCUUCAUUCCGCUCGUAAAUCUGAUCUGCGCAAGCAAUUAUCUGAAAAAGCUUUUCGAGAUAGGCGAAACGAGGACUGGCCCAAAGAACAGGUGCGGACUAACAUAACGUUGCACGCGUUACCCAACCAGCAAGACAAACAAAUUCCGGAUAAUGCCCGGAACACCCCAAAAGAUACCAGGAGCACACUACAGAUGCGGAUUCAUCCAACUUUGAAGAAGAAUCGAAGUCUAAUGUCGAAGGCGUGGAAAGCGAAGACCCGCGCAGAGCCAUAUAAGACUGAAGUUGUGUCAUUGAUAUCGCCGGUAAAUCUGGUUGACUCGGUGGGUCAUGUACCGACGCUGUUCCCCAGCAUCGAAUGCCCCAAUUCAAUCUUGCAAACAUCAUCAACAUCGUUUUGUCGCCUGUAUAAGCCAGUAAAAAUUCCUGCCGAGUUCUCUCCUGCAGCCUGCCUUCACCUUAAGGGAAAGUUACGCAAUCUGAACAUAAAUCGAGCCUUUUCAAAAUUUGUCAAUCUAGUGAAUGCUAUCAACAGCACUGCCAAUCCCUUGGUCGAUCACCUGCUAUUCUUCUUCCAGUUCGCCGAAUUCAUUGAUUUGAAGAUGUACGCCAGAAAGAUUCUCUACCGUUCGAGGUCCUCAUCCACCGAGGAAGCGGAACCUCUACGUUUCCAAAUUGAGUGCUACGUUUUUGAGGACCGUCGAGACUAUGUUACCUCCAUCUCCAUGGCAUCCGAGCCACUGCUGCGGAUUAGAGAAGCCAUUCCGGGAGUGGACCGUCGCUUGAAAUUAAUCGAUGAUGUCUUUGAGCUGACCAACGUUCCCCCAAUCAUUGCCAAAUGUCUAAAGAUAGCCCUAAACGCCGUUGAUGCUGCACCUCUCUACCAUAUAAUUGGUGAAGUGCUCUAUGCGAUGAAGUACCCCGAGGAGACGCUAAUUCAACUCAAUUGUACCCCUUGA